Molecule: messenger RNA, 411 nt
Organism: Dissoconium aciculare CBS 342.82
Lineage: Eukaryota; Fungi; Ascomycota; Dothideomycetes; Mycosphaerellales; Dissoconiaceae
Exons: 2
Coding region: 1-411 (136 amino acids)
Source: RefSeq, a predicted model, not a curated record
AUGACUUACUCUGGAAAGUCCCGCACGUCUGCUGCUAACUGGCGCGCCGAAGCCAGGCCUCUGAGCCCACGUCCCAAUGCUGCGACACCAAGCUCUCGUGCCAAUGCUGCGACACCCAGCCAACGUCCAAAUGCUGCGACACCCGCGGCCGAACGUCCGUCUUGGGUCACCGCUUCGCUGAAGAAACUCGAUUCAGAUCCCGAAUGGCAUUACUGCUCAGCCGAGAUAGCCAUGCCACAGCCAAGGCGCGUGAUUCGACCUCCAUCCGUGCAAGCGAUUGAUGGAGCCAGCGCGGCCCCUGAACAAGCCCCUGAUCAGCACCAUGUGCCUUUCGCGAUGAUGCGCGCGGAUAGCCAGGAUGAAUACGCAGCUUACAGAAUUUACUCUUACGAGGAACAAGGCCAAUCCUAA